This is a messenger RNA of Galeopterus variegatus (Sunda flying lemur), 3278 nucleotides long. It is a transcript of the gene GRM2, whose product is annotated as glutamate receptor, metabotropic 2. NCBI's taxonomy places the organism in Eukaryota, Metazoa, Chordata, Mammalia, Dermoptera, Cynocephalidae. Gene Ontology annotation, cellular component: membrane. Gene Ontology annotation, molecular function: group II metabotropic glutamate receptor activity. Bases 160 to 2778 code for a protein of 872 amino acids. Gene Ontology annotation, biological process: G protein-coupled glutamate receptor signaling pathway; regulation of synaptic transmission, glutamatergic. The transcript is spliced from 5 exons. The record is from RefSeq and is a predicted model, not a curated record.
UCCAUCUCUCUAUCUCUCUGCAGGAGCUGGGUCCCUUCUCAUCUCUCUUCUUGUCCGUCCUUUCCUGAUCCCUGUUUCCUCCUCUCUUUGCCUUUGCUGCUUCUACCCUCAUCCCCUGGAGACUCAGGUCUGCUGGACCUAUCCAUCCCCUUUGGGGCCAUGGAAUCAUUGCUUGGGCUCCUGGCACUGCUGCUGUUGUGGGGCACUGUGGCUGAGGGCCCAGCCAAGAAAGUGCUGACCCUGGAGGGGGACCUGGUACUGGGUGGGCUGUUCCCAGUGCACCAGAAGGGCGGCCCGAUGGAGGACUGUGGCCCUGUCAAUGAGCACCGUGGUAUCCAGCGUCUGGAAGCCAUGCUUUUCGCGCUGGAUCGCAUCAACCACGACCCUCACCUGCUGCCUGGUGUGCGCCUGGGUGCACACAUCCUCGACAGCUGCUCCAAGGACACACACGCCCUGGAGCAGGCACUGGACUUUGUACGUGCCUCGCUCAGCCGCAGUGCUGAUGGCUCACGUCAUAUCUGCCCUGAUGGUUCUUAUGCUACCCAUGGUGAUGCCCCCACUGCUAUCACGGGUGUCAUUGGCGGCUCCUACAGUGAUGUCUCCAUCCAGGUGGCCAACCUCCUGAGGCUAUUUCAGAUCCCACAAAUCAGCUAUGCCUCCACCAGUGCCAAGCUGAGUGAUAAGUCCCGCUAUGACUACUUUGCCCGCACGGUGCCCCCUGACUUCUUCCAAGCCAAGGCUAUGGCCGAGAUUCUUCGCUUCUUCAACUGGACCUAUGUGUCCACUGUGGCAUCAGAGGGCGACUAUGGUGAGACAGGUAUUGAGGCCUUUGAGCUAGAGGCCCGUGCCCGCAACAUCUGCGUGGCCACCUCGGAGAAGGUGGGCCGGGCCAUGAGCCGUGCAGCCUUCGAGGGCGUGGUGCGAGCCUUGCUGCAGAAGCCCAGUGCCCGCGUGGCCGUCCUGUUUACCCGUUCUGAGGAUGCCCGUGAGCUGCUGGCUGCCACCCAGCGCCUCAAUGCCAGCUUCAUCUGGGUGGCCAGUGAUGGCUGGGGGGCCCUGGAGAGUGUGGUGGCAGGCAGCGAGGGGGCUGCUGAGGGCGCCAUCACCAUCGAGCUGGCCUCUUACCCCAUCAGUGACUUUGCCUCUUACUUCCGGAGCCUGGAUCCCUGGAACAACAGCCGGAACCCCUGGUUCCGUGAGUUCUGGGAGCAGAGGUUCCGCUGCAGCUUCCGGCGGCGAGACUGCGCAGCCCACUCUCUGCGGGCCGUGCCCUUUGAGCAGGAGUCCAAGAUCAUGUUUGUAGUCAAUGCAGUGUAUGCCAUGGCCCAUGCACUGCACAACAUGCACCGUGCCCUCUGCCCCAACACCACCCACCUCUGUGACGCAAUGAGGCCUGUCAACGGGCGCCACCUCUACAAGGACUUUGUGCUCAACGUCAAGUUUGAUGCACCCUUCCGCCCAGCUGACACCCACAAUGAAGUCCGCUUUGACCGCUUUGGUGAUGGUAUCGGCCGCUAUAACAUCUUCACCUAUCUGCGGGCAGGCAGCGGGCGCUAUCACUACCAGAAGGUGGGCUACUGGGCAGAAGGCCUGACUCUGGACACCAGUCUCAUCCCAUGGGCCUCACCCUCAGCAGGCCCCCUGCCUGCCUCUCGCUGCAGUGAGCCAUGCCUCCAGAACGAGGUGAAGAGCGUGCAGCCAGGCGAGGUCUGUUGCUGGCUCUGCAUCCCGUGCCAGCCCUAUGAGUACCGGCUGGACGAGUUCACCUGUGCUGACUGUGGCCUGGGCUAUUGGCCCAAUGCCAGCCUGACUGGCUGCUUUGAGCUGCCGCAGGAGUACAUACGCUGGGGUGAUGCCUGGGCUGUGGGACCUGUCACCAUCGCCUGUCUGGGCGCACUGGCCACUCUCUUUGUGCUGGGAGUCUUUGUGCGGCAUAAUGCCACGCCAGUGGUCAAGGCCUCAGGUCGGGAGCUCUGCUACAUCCUGCUGGGUGGUGUCUUCCUCUGCUACUGCAUGACCUUCAUCUUCAUUGCCAAGCCAUCCACAGCAGUGUGCACCUUACGGCGCCUCGGUUUGGGAACUGCCUUCUCUGUCUGCUACUCAGCCCUGCUCACCAAGACCAACCGCAUUGCACGCAUCUUUGGCGGGGCCCGAGAGGGUGCCCAGCGGCCACGCUUCAUCAGCCCUGCCUCGCAGGUGGCCAUCUGUCUGGCACUUAUCUCUGGCCAACUGCUCAUUGUGGCCACCUGGCUGGUGGUGGAGGCACCGGGCACGGGCAAGGAGACAGCCCCUGAACGGCGGGAGGUGGUGACAUUGCGCUGCAACCAUCGUGAUGCAAGCAUGCUGGGCUCACUGGCCUACAAUGUGCUCCUCAUUGCGCUCUGCACACUCUAUGCCUUCAAGACUCGUAAGUGCCCUGAGAACUUCAAUGAGGCCAAGUUCAUUGGCUUCACCAUGUACACCACCUGCAUCAUCUGGCUGGCAUUCCUGCCCAUCUUCUAUGUCACCUCUAGUGAUUACCGGGUACAGACCACCACCAUGUGCGUGUCAGUCAGCCUCAGUGGCUCUGUGGUACUCGGCUGCCUCUUUGCGCCCAAGCUGCACAUCAUCCUCUUCCAGCCUCAGAAGAACGUGGUUAGCCACCGGGCGCCCACCAGCCGCUUUGGCAGUGCUGCUGCCCGGGCCAGCUCCAGCCUCGGCCAAGGGUCUGGCUCCCAGUUUGUCCCCACCGUCUGCAACGGCCGUGAGGUGGUGGACUCAACAACGUCGUCACUUUGAAGACACCACACUCUUGCCCUGACACGGCUGCUCCCCGGAACCCAGUGCAGACCUGAGUCCAGGGCACGAGGAAGUUGGCUGGAGCACUGCAAUAAUGCCUACCCCAUCCCUGCCCCCAAAAGUCAUUUACCCGCGUACUUGCCCCAACCCUUCAGAAUCAGAAGUCAGGGUCGUUGGCCAGGGAGCAUCUUCAAUGGCCACCACUGCUCUUGCAGCUGUGACCCCUCCUUGCCAGGCCCAGGGCUCAGGUGGGGGUGAGCCAGGGUACACUCUGCCCUUGAGCGGUGUGGCUGAGGACUGUAGGCCCCAAUCCCCAAUCAGCACAGGUGCUUCCAGCCCAGCCCUUCCCCUGUCCUAGGGCCUUUUUUAUUUUUUAUAUAUACGUUACUCCGGAAUGGGGAGGGUGGUUAUUGUGGGGGCUCUUCCUCCCCCGGUACAGUAGUUUGUCCUGUGGUUUAUUUUGUAUUACCUGUAAAUAAAGUGUCUUUAUUUUAAAAAAA